AUGCCGUACUCAGAAUCUUGUUACCAGUGUCCAGAGGAUCACUAUCCCAGCAAAGCCCACGAUCAGUGCAUCCCAAGAGAUAUCAGCUUCCUAUCUUUCCAUGAGCCUUUGGGGAUCACUUUGACUAUUUUUGCCCUUUUAUUUUCCUCUAUCACAGCCCUGAUCCUCGCAGUUUUCAUUCAGCACAAAGACACUCCCAUAGUGAAAGCCAACAACCGAGGUCUCAGCUACACCCUCCUGGUUUCCCUUCUGCUUUCCUUUCUCUGCCCUUUGCUUUUCAUUGGUUGGCUUCAGAGGGCAACCUGUCUCCUUCGCCAAACUGCUUUUGGGAUCAUCUUCUCUGUGGCGGUUUCUUGUGUGGUGGCCAAAACCCUCACUGUGGUCCGAGUUUUCAUGGCCACCAGGCCGGGUUCUCAGAUGAGGUCAUGGGUGGGGAAAAGGCUGGCACUUUUUAUAGUGCUUUCCUGUUCUUUCAUUCAAACUACUCUUUGCACUGUGUGGUUGGCAAGCUCUGCUCCUUUCCCAGAUCUUGACAUGGACUCUCUGCCUACAGAAAUAGUCCUGGAGUGCAAUGAAGGCUCCACUGCCAUGUUCUACGGUGUCCUGGGCUUCAUUGGCCUCUUAGCCAUGAUCAGCUUUACAGUGGCUUUCCUUGGCAGGAAUCUUCCAGACAGUUUCAAUGAAGCCAAAUUUAUCACUCUCAGCAUGCUUCUCUUUUGCAGUGUCUGGAUCUCUUUUGUCCCAGCCUACCAGAGCACCAAAGGGAAAUACACGGUGGCUGUGGAGAUCUUCUCCAUCUUAGCCUCAAGUGCUGGAUUAUUGGUUCUCGUUUUCUCCCCCAAACCUUACAUCAUCUUGAUAAGACCUGAGCUGAAUAACAGGCAGCAACUCCUGCAAAAAAAAACCCAUCAUAAACUGAGGAAUCAGUCUUACUGUACACAAUGGGAUUUAGAUCAGUGA
Thamnophis elegans (Western terrestrial garter snake) is the source of this 960-nucleotide messenger RNA. RefSeq names its product vomeronasal type-2 receptor 26-like. NCBI's taxonomy places the organism in Eukaryota, Metazoa, Chordata, Lepidosauria, Squamata, Natricidae. The record is from RefSeq and is a predicted model, not a curated record. Gene Ontology annotation, biological process: G protein-coupled receptor signaling pathway. Bases 1 to 960 code for a protein of 319 amino acids. The transcript is spliced from 2 exons. Gene Ontology annotation, molecular function: G protein-coupled receptor activity. Gene Ontology annotation, cellular component: membrane.